AUGGCGACUAGAAACCUUUCUGCUGAGCAAGUUGCCGCUUUGAUGAUGGAAACAGAUGAGGAAAGUGAUGAUCCUGAUAUGGAUAUUAGUGAUACUGAUUCACUAGAUCUUGAUACUAACUGGAGCAGCGAAGAAGGUGAUACAAUGAUUUCAUCAGACUCGUAUGUUUCAAGUGACGAUGGGGUACAACCGGCAACACAUGACAAUGAUCAACAUAAUGACGAUCACCUGUUCAAGAUACGCACUGUUCUGGAUCAUUUUAACGAUGUCAUGCCGGCAAUUUACUAUCCACGGAAAGAUCUCUCUAUUGAUGAGUCCAUGGUACUUUGGCGUGGCAGAUUGCUGUUUCGCCAGUAUAUCAAGAAUAAACGUCAUAAAUAUGGAAUCAAACUCUAUGAACUGUGCAAGCAUCGAGGCACUGUUCUGAAGAUUCAGGUAUACAGUAGCGUCCACCUAACUGAUGAUAACGGCUAUGGUCAAGCUGCUGCAACUGUUCUAGACCACUUGGACGGCUACCUAGACAAAGGCCAUGUGGUGUACACAUAUAAUUAUUACAAUUCUGUGAGUCUGGUGAAGAUGACAAACCGAUCAACCUAUCUUUGUGGAACUCUGCGAUUUGACAGAAAAGAAAAUCCAAAAGAUUUAAUCAAACAGAAGUUGAAGAAGGGGGAUCAUGUUUGGAAGUGGUCUGAAUCCGUGGUAGUUUGCAAAUGGAAAGACAAACGCGAAGUUCUUACAAUCAGCAACAUGCAUCGAAUUGAGAUGGUUGAUGUUAGAAAUUGGAAUGACAAGCUGUCAAGAAAGCCGAACACAGUCCGAGAUUACAAUGGCAUGGCUGGAGUAGACAGGUCAGAUCAAAUGCUGUCUUACUACUCGGCGCUGCGCAAGAUAAUCCGGUGGUAUAAGAAGAUUGUCCUGCAUAUCCUAGAAGUAUUUCUUCUAAAUGCCCACAUCCUGUACAACGCAAACAAGAGAGAGCAGAUGAAGCUAUUAAAAUUUCGUGACCUGGUCACAAUUCACCUGCUUGGUGAUGUCUAUGACAAAUUACGUGACCACGGCCCAGCACAUUCCCAGGCUCCAGUAAAUGAGACAUUCCAUUACCUUGCACCACUGCCUCCCACAGAGAAGAAAGAGUGACCUAC
Molecule: messenger RNA, 1142 nt
Organism: Gigantopelta aegis
Lineage: Eukaryota; Metazoa; Mollusca; Gastropoda; Neomphalida; Peltospiridae
Product: piggyBac transposable element-derived protein 4-like
Exons: 2
Coding region: 1-1137 (378 amino acids)
Source: RefSeq, a predicted model, not a curated record